AUGAAUCUUAAGACUUACAUCCUUCGUCGAUCCGCCGCUAGCCCAUACUACUUCGAAUACGAAGGCCCGGAAGAGAAGUUGGAACCGCCCACGCGCAACCCGGAGGUUCUACUCGCUCGGCAGCCAUCUAAGCCUGGUUUCGGUUAUCAUUUUUGUAUUUACACCGGCGACGUAACAUCUGGGACUGCUAUCCAGUUAACGAACCCUUUCAACCGCAUGUUUCCUCGCGCUGACCACGGAGAAGCCGAAGAAUAUUAUUGGGGUUGGAAAUGGAGGUCGUCGUACUGGUUUGUAACGUUUGUGAUGUGGCUAGGCACCGUCGUAGACGUUCUUACUUUUGCUUUGAGUAUACCCGUAGUCCCUUUCCAGCUCAAGGCCCUCGGUUACAAGGACGUCGUUUCUCUGAAUGGGUGGCUUCUUUUUGCAUAUAGUGCAGGCGGUAUCAUAGCAUCUGUUCCCGUCGCUCUAUGGUCUGAAGCGUACAACACGCAAAGGCUUCCCUACAUUACCGGUGUCUUGACGCUCAUAGUUUCCCAAAUCAUGUUCAUGGAGGCGCCUUCUUACUGGGUCAUGUGUUUUGCACGGUGUCUUCAGGGCGCAGGAAACUAUACAAGGUUGGUUGUUGGUUCAGCUCUUUUGUGUGAUCGAAGUCCUUCCAGAGUUGUUGGUAGACAACUUGGUAUUAUGAUGUCCGGUGUACUCCUUGGUAUGCUUAUCGGAACCCCGAUAGGCGGGCCGCUAUACGCCCGUUUCGGAUUUCGCUCCUCAUCACCGGCGCAUCCAGGGACCCCGCCGUCCUCGAUAAUAUCGGAUCAUAUACCGUUAGAGAGGAAGGAACUAGAUAACAAGGAGAUUGGAGCUACAGUUCAAUCGGAUGAAGCUAGAAUCUCCUUCGUGAAGGCUUUCUGUCUUUUGCUCCAAUCACAUCGCGCUCUAGGGGCAGUAUGCGUCUCAGCUAUAAUCGCCAUAUUGGAGGGUAUGUUGACCACGGUCUUACCUUCUCAUCUGAACAGUGUCUGGGGCCUGGAUGCCUCAGAAGUUGGCCUUGUUCUUUUGGCUUCUAUUAUUCCCACCAUCUUUGCCCCGCCGAUUUCAGGCUGGCUCGCAGAUCGCUUUGGUGUUUCGAUAGUUAUCAUGAUUACCCUGAUAUCUGCCAUGCCUGGGUACAUUGUGAUGAUCCUGGAUGUACAUCUGGCGCUACUUAUCGCAGCUUAUGCCUGUGCAAGCCUCGCGACUUUGGUGUUUACAGAGUGUGCAUCCAUCGCACGUACCACUGGUGGCGUUAACUAUGCGCAUGUCUAUGCGCUUAGCAAUCUGACGUAUGCGAUCGGAUCCUCGGUUGGACCUAUUGUGGGUGGUCAGAUGUACGACAAUAUCGCCGAAGGAUGGAUGGCGAUUUGUUUGAUGGCUGUGGGGUUACUUGCUCUUUGUAUGGUCGUGGCACUCUUCCUCAUUGGAGGGAAGCCCAUUGGGAGAAGCCUCUUGCAGCGCUUAUAA
Molecule: messenger RNA, 1497 nt
Organism: Desarmillaria tabescens
Lineage: Eukaryota; Fungi; Basidiomycota; Agaricomycetes; Agaricales; Physalacriaceae
Product: major facilitator superfamily domain-containing protein
Exons: 17
Coding region: 1-1497 (498 amino acids)
Biological process (GO): transmembrane transport
Molecular function (GO): transmembrane transporter activity
Source: RefSeq, a predicted model, not a curated record